Centrocercus urophasianus (Greater sage-grouse) is the source of this 5870-nucleotide messenger RNA. It is a transcript of the gene CLMN, whose product is annotated as calmin. The transcript has 13 exons. Lineage: Eukaryota; Metazoa; Chordata; Aves; Galliformes; Phasianidae. Gene Ontology annotation, biological process: nuclear migration. Gene Ontology annotation, molecular function: actin filament binding. Gene Ontology annotation, cellular component: meiotic nuclear membrane microtubule tethering complex; nuclear outer membrane; cytoplasm. The coding region runs from base 46 to 2703 and encodes 885 amino acids. The record is from RefSeq and is a predicted model, not a curated record.
CGCUCCCGCCGCCCCCUGCCCGGAGCGGGCCGGCCCGGCUGCACCAUGGCCGGGCAGGAGUGGGAUUGGUUCCAGCGCGAGGAGCUGAUCGGGCACAUCAGCGACAUCCGAGUGCAGAACCUCCAAGUGGAACGGGAAAAUGUACAGAAGAGGACCUUUACAAGAUGGAUAAACCUACAUUUGGGAAAGUGCAAACCUCCUCUGAAAGUGAGAGAUUUGUUUAUGGAUAUACAAGAUGGGAAAAUCUUGAUGGCACUACUGGAAGUCCUGUCAGGACAAAAACUGAUGCAUGAAUACAAAUCUUCAACCCAUCGCAUUUUUCGUUUAAACAACAUAGCCAAAGCACUUAAGUUCCUGGAGGACAGCAAUGUAAAGCUUGUUAGCAUUGAUGCAGCAGAAAUAGCAGAUGGAAAUUCCUCUCUGGUACUUGGACUAAUAUGGAAUAUAAUAUUGUUUUUUCAGAUUAAAGAGCUGACAGGCAACCUCAACAGGAACUCCUCCUCGUCCAGCCUCUCUUCUGGGCCCAGCGGGCUGGAGUCAGACACAUCAUACCCCAGCACUCCUAAUGUAGAAAGAAGCAUGUCUGUCACAGUGAAGGAUCAGCGAAAAGCCAUCAGAGCCCUUUUAUUCUGGGUUCAGAGGAAAACCAGAAAAUACGGUGUUGCAGUUCAGGACUUUGCCAGCAGCUGGAGGAGCGGCCUUGCCUUCUUAGCUGUCAUAAAAGCAAUAGACUCCACUUUGGUAGACAUGAAGCAUGCAUUGGAAAAAUCAGCACGAGAAAACUUGGAGGAUGCUUUUAGCAUUGCACAAAACAAGCUGGGUGUUCCUAGGCUUCUAGAGCCAGAAGAUAUAAUGGUGGAAUCCCCUGAUGAGCAGUCCAUUGUGACCUAUGUGGCCCAGUUCCUUGAACAUUUCCCAGAGCUGGAGGGAGAAGACUUUACAGAUCCUGAGAAGGAGCUUCCAAUUGAAUCUACAUAUGUUCACAUCAAAGACACGCCUUCAGAAAAGGAAAGCAAAAUCUUGAUUUUAAGGGAAAGUGACAAAAAUAUGUACACUGUUAAUCAUGAAAGGAGUCACCCCGCUCCUCCAAAGGUUCAUAUUCAUGAUACCCCUGAGAGAAUUCUGUCAGAAGCUGUUCCUGAAGCAUGUAAUGGCAAAUUGAGUCAAGUGUUAGGCGAUUCUCAGGAAAUCUCUGAAGAUGAGCCACAAAGGCCGACUUCACUGAAAAUUACAGGAUCUGUCAGUUAUGAAUCAAAUUCCUCCUGGGAAGUUCUUAGUGAUAAGUUGGUGCCAGGUGAUAGUGGCAUAUCUGAUGAUCCACUGAAGCAGAGUGAUGACCUUUCUCCAGCUGUUCUGACAGAUCAGAAAAAUUCCGUUGACUCUUUUGAAGACUAUUCUGAAGAAUUAACAAAAGAAACCUAUACUGAAUACGACAAUGAAACAAAGAGCCUUUCAGCCAAUACUUCUUCUUUAAGUCCAUUGUCUUGGACUUCAGGUAUACUUACAGAUGAAUCUAUAAAUAGAGUAGAAGAGAGCAAUUCCCAAAAUUCAAUUAUUUUACCAGAAGUUACUUCUAAACAAGAAGAUACACAUAAGUAUGUUCUUCACCUUCUAAAUGAGGAAGUGCUGAAACAGCCAGAAAAUGAACAUACAAAGCAAUCGCCUGUUCUGGAGACAACAGAAAAUAACCAUUGUUCAUUGAAUGGUUCUAAUCUCAAAAGCCAAGAAAUAUCUACGCUGCUAGAAACAUCUGAUGACUCUCUCUCAGAUGGACCCAAUAAUGGAGAAGACUCAGACAGUUGUGAUGAAGAUGAGUCUUCAGCAGAAGUGCUACUCAGUUCUUCGAAAGUGUCUGUAAUACCCCAUGAUCUGUUCUAUUAUCCACAUUAUAACGUUCCCAUAUCAGCGGUUUUGGAUGCUUAUGUUGAGCCUUGUCUUGAAAGAUACGAUACUCAAAAUGACAAAUCUUUUCCUGAAACAGUAACAGAUAUUUUACAUGAGAAAAGGAUACCGGAAGAGGGCUACAAGGAAGAUGAUCCAGAGCCAGGCUUAGGGAAUAAUGAUGAUGUCCCUUCAUUGGAAAUGGGUACUGAGAAUGGAGAGGAGGAAACAGUAGAUAUAAACAGUCAUAGCAGUUCUUUCUAUGAAAAAGAACUGCCAUUACUAAUAGGAGAGAUAGAAAUUGAAAUAGACAGCCAAAAAGCCACCGGCAAUGAAGAUUCCAUAAUUCUACAGCAUCCUGAGGCCAUAGGAGACAAUCUGGAUGACUUUGCAACAGUGGGAAUAAGACUGGAAGAAAGUAGUAAUGGGCAGGAAAAAAAGGAAAAUAUGAUGGAAGCAGAAGACUUACAGAUCUCAGAAGUUGGGCAUACUACACUGUUAGAUGAUGAACUGGAAGAAAUUGCUAAUAGCCAGGAAUUGACCAGAACUUGUGGCAAUGAUUCCAGCAUCUUUCUCCGAAGAAGGUUUCCUGAUUCUUCUGAGAUGGAAACCUCUGGUAAAAAGGAUCAGAAGAUGACAGAAAUGGGUGAAAAUCUCUUGAUCACUGGGAUGAAAAAGGAAGUGGAAACGCACGAGACUGCAGCACCUCCUUGCCAGACUCCAAGCAUUGAGCAAUCAGAGCUAUUCUACUUCAUCAUUUUCCUCUGGGUGCUUGUCUACUGCCUUUUAGUCCUUCCACAGCUUUUUAGCUUCAAAGUGUGAUCUCUGUGAGGUGUGUACAAAUAAAAGACGGUAGCUUGAUUGCUUUGUGUAUCUACAUAUAAGUAUGUUAUUUCAGGUGAAGCACAAGCAGAAAUAUAGGACCUGGUAUUUGUAUUUACUAUCAGGUUCUCAUCAGUUCCUCUACUGUUGUGCUAUGACAAUGUCUAAGCACAUUUUAUAAUACGACAGUUGUGUAAAUAUAUAUAAAAAUGACCUGAUUCAGUAGCUGCAAUUUUGUACAUUUGUGCCUUGCUUUAUAAGAUGCUAAAUAAAAAUGGAUGAUUAUCAGUAGAACUAUGAACAAUUCAGAGCUCUAAUCAUCAAAAAUUAUUCUUCUGGCUUCAUUUACCUGCGAACGGUUCAACACCAGUGGAAGACUUGUUGUUGGCUUGCCCAUUAAUCUGGCCCUCCUGAAAGAGCAAGGCUUGAAAUGCUCUUUUUCCGUGGAGUUCUUUGAGAGGUGGAGGUAGAGCCGAGUUGGAGUUGAGACAUUCUUGCUGCAGGAAUUUAACUAUAAUCCUAGUGGCAAUCCAGUGGAGCAGCAAAAUCAGGUGGAGGGUUUUUGUGGAGGGAAGAUUGUUUUUUUAGGAUGUAAAUUCAUUUUUACUCAAAACCUGUUAUGCUUAAAUUGCAGGAACAAAUUGGGUGUAGAGCAGUGGGGGAUCAUGUGAGAAAUCUUAAUCCAGAUAUUUCUGUACAGAGUACCUGAAGAAAUACACUUUGUAUGUUACUGAUGGUGGCAAUCUUUGAGAAAGAUCAGGAACAGAUAGGUGGUUUUUGUUUGUUUGUUUUUAAUACUGUGAGACAGUAUCUCUGUUGUGAGACAGCAUCUGAUUCCUUUUUUCUGAUGCUUUUAUUUACCAGAUCAUGUGAUCACUUUGUCUUUUAAAGAUACAAAAUAUGACAGGUAGUCUAACUUCUAAGGCUACUGUUGAAGCACAAGUGCAUUGUUAUGAAAGAGUUAGAAAUAUUCUUUAAGUGUAUAAAUCAAUGACGAGUGUAAAACUCAAUAUAGAUAAAUGCUGACAGCCUUUGUUUACUCUCUAGUUUAACUGGAUAGACUUCUGUGCACAGACAUAGUUAAGCCAUUUCUACCUCUUAACUUUUAGCCACAUCAGCAAUCACUUUAGGGUAUUUGAUUUAGUUUUUCAGCCAGAGGAAGGGUACCAGUGCACUACAGGAUGAAAGAUAAUUCUUCAAAUUCAGUUCAAUUGCAAUAAUUUCUUAGUUAUCAAUGGAGAUUAUCUGGAGUUCAAUUACAGUCUUUUUGGAGAAUUUUACCACUAUCAGAGUUCAGUCAAGGAGAAUCAUUUCCAUUUUGUCUUCUCUCUCCUAAGAAAAUGAAUUGGAAGGAGAUCUUUGGAUGUCUCACCUAAGCCACUGGCAUCCAUAAAGAAUGGAAGAGUGGGCUAUUAACUUCCAAGAAGGAGAAAACUCAUCAUUUUUUUCUUCCCUCUUGCUAAUAGUCAGUGGCUCAGGCAGCAAAAUGAGCAGUUUAUAUCUUAGAGAGCAUGCAGCAAUUGUCUUGAUCACUUCAUCCAAUCUUUAAGCUAAUGUAUACUUUCCAGCCUGGCCUGAGAAAAGAUGGAGGUUGCUUCUACUUUCUGAAGUUGGUGAAAAUAAUACUAAAUAAAUCCAUGAUACUUGGUAUUUGGCUGCUUUCCACAUUUGGAUUUGCCUGGUUUGUUUUUGUUUGUUUGUUUGUUUGAUUUUUUACUCUAACAGAAGCAGUCUAGCUUAUUCAGCCAUUCUGUGGGUAAGAAUGUCCAGAGUAGAAGAGUUACAAAUAGUACUGCUGUGGUCAGCUGACUAUGGAAACAGACUGAACUCUCAAGGAGUUCUGCCAUUAUCUAGAACUGAAAAAGAAAAAAUAAAAUAAUAUAAAAAAAAAGGACAACUGCAUGAGCAGCAGCUCCCCCCACUGAAAAUGAAUCUAAUCCCUCAAGUGCCCUCUCUGUUCUGUAAAUGUUGCUCCUUUUUGGUCCUUGUGUGCCAUUCUUAGCUUACAUUGUAAAAGCCUGACUGUGAAGCGUUCAUUGCAGCAAAGGGUUUUCUAAUGUGCUGACUCGAAGACUGUCUCAAGGCAUCUGAGAUUUUAAAGGCUGGUGGGCCAUUUUUAUCUCACCAAUAGAUAUGUGCACAGUCUGAAUAAGGAGGUUUUUCUUGAAAAAAGGCCUGGAUUUUUAAGUGCUAAGCUUGAAGUGACCUCAUUUGAUACUUUGAUUUAGUAGCAGAAUUCAGAUAUAUAUGGGUACUGAUCUGUUAAGACCAUUUAUAAAACCAGCUCUUGAUGAGCAAGUGUAUGCAUGGUAAGGUACUGUGAAGUGUAAGUGUUGGGAAGUGCUUGUAGAUUACUGGAUAAAAGGGUGUUUGGUGUUCAGAGAAGUACCAUCACAGGCUGCAAAACAGCUGUAACAGGAUGUUUCAAUGGUACUGCUGUUGUGUAACUUAACUGCAAAGUGUUUCAUUGCAAUUUUAUAGAAAGUGCGAGAAAUGGUUUAGUAUUAAAGACCAAAGCCUGCUAAACGGUUAUGGGGCAGAUGUCUUGCAGCUGAAGAAAUGAGUUAAGCAAUCACUUCAUCUACAAACUGAAAUGAAUGCAGCCUUUGCCAGGUUGUAGGAAAUGAUCAGGGCAAGUACAGAUUGCAGUUAUAAAAGAAAAAGAAAAGAAGACAAUCACUUUUUCAAUGCCGUGAAUAUUUUUGAUAGAUUGAGCUCUAAAAUGUAUUUUAAUUGAGUUUCUAGAUUAUAAUGAAUGUGUCUACAGAAUUUUAUGCAAAGCUUCAGAGUUCAGCUGUUUUAAAAAGAUGUUUUUUUAUAUAGCGGUGAUUAUUUUAUCUAUAUAUUUAAUAGAACUGUAAAACCAUUUUAAGAAUACCUGUAAAACUAUGUGUAUGUGAUAUGAUUAUUUAUUAAUUAUGACUCACAAGAAUGAACAUUGAGCUAUGCAUCAGUUGGAGCAUCCAUUUGGAAACAGAGGAAGAUCUCUUGCUGAGCAGUAGACUUGAAAGACGUGGGAAAUGAUUUGAAUGCAACUGCGUGAUCUUAGAGCUGCAUAGCUAUUUAUCAUUUUGUGAUGUUAACUUUCAUAAGUUGCAAAUUAUACUGAGUGAUGAGGCUUCUUUCUUCCAUUAAAACUUCCUGAGGCUGAAAUUUCAACAAGCUAA